This is a messenger RNA of Camelina sativa (false flax), 2099 nucleotides long. Lineage: Eukaryota; Viridiplantae; Streptophyta; Magnoliopsida; Brassicales; Brassicaceae. The record is from RefSeq and is a predicted model, not a curated record.
AUAAAACUUAUAAAAAAAAAAAAAAAAGAGAAGGUCAGAUUGCUACUUUCUGAACGAAGAAACAAAAAGAAAAAGAAAGAAUUAAGGCAAAAUCUGGGAUUGUUGAAUCUGCAAUCGAAGAUCCCUCCUUCCUUUUUUCUGACAACCCCAACAAAGGAAGAAGAAUCACUUUCAUCUUCUCCUCAAAACAGUCGGAUUGCUCUUCGUCUUCGACUUGUCUCUCUCUCUCUCUCACAUAAUUAAGGUAACGUGAUUGAAUCUUCCUCCUCUUCUUCUUCUCCUUCUUCUUAAGAAUUUAAGACUUCAAAACUCAGAGCCGCCGCCUUUCAUUAGUAUCGUGAAUAUUCAGCCCUUUAUAAUUGCCCUCUGCCCUCCCUCCCCUUAAGCUUUUUCUUUAAGGAAACCACAAGAAAGUUUCAAUUUUUUUCUUCUAUAGCCAGCGAUAGGUAAGAGGUCGUCUUUGAUCCUUGUUUAUUUAUUUGAAAACCAAAAAAAAAGAAAAGCAAAAGUGUUUGAUGGGAGGAGGGAAUUCGAAAGAAGAGUCACCAUCACCAUCUUCAUCAUCAUGGGCUGCUCAUCAAAGUUACACUCAAUCUGGCGCUGGUAGCUACAACUAUCCUCCUCCACCCACUUAUAAUUCUCCCGCUCCUGCUCCUUCUCCUGCCCCUGCUCCCAGUUUUGGCCAUCAUUUUCAGCAGCCUUAUACAUAUAGUCAAGAGGGGUAUCCAUCACAGCCUUAUAAUAAUCCUCCUCCUCCUCCGCAGAGUGCUGACAGGAAGAAAUUUGAUCGGAGGUAUUCCAAAAUAUCCGAUAAUUACUCUUCUUUAGCUCAGGUGUCUGAGGCUCUAGGGCGUGCAGGUCUUGAAUCUUCUAAUCUAAUCGUUGGUAUUGAUUUUACCAAGAGCAAUGAAUGGACAGGGGCUAAAUCUUUCAAUAAGAAAAACUUGCAUCACUUAAGCAAUACCCCCAAUCCAUACGAACAAGCCAUCACUAUCGUUGGCAGAACCUUAGCCGCCUUUGACGAGGAUAACUUAAUUCCUUGUUAUGGUUUUGGAGACGCAUCAACUCAUGAUCAAGACGUCUUUAGUUUCUAUCCAGAGGGUAGAUUCUGUAAUGGAUUUGAGGAAGUAUUGGCUCGGUAUAGAGAAAUCGUGCCUCAGCUUAAGCUCGCAGGACCAACCUCUUUUGCCCCGAUCAUUGAAAUGGCAAUGACAGUGGUUGAGCAAAGUAGUGGCCAAUAUCAUGUGUUGGUGAUUAUAGCUGAUGGCCAGGUUACAAGAAGUGUCGAUACUGAACACGGGAAGCUAAGUCCGCAAGAACAGAAGACAGUUGACGCAAUUGUGAAAGCAAGUACGCUUCCUUUGUCAAUAGUCUUAGUCGGGGUCGGGGACGGACCAUGGGACAUGAUGCAGGAAUUUGAUGACAACAUACCUGCCCGAGCCUUUGAUAACUUUCAAUUUGUGAACUUCACAGAGAUCAUGUCAAAGAACAAAGAGCAGUCUCGGAAGGAGACAGAAUUUGCGCUCUCUGCUCUCAUGGAGAUACCUCCACAGUACAAAGCUACCAUAGAGCUUAACCUUUUAGGGGCAAGAAAUGGGAGUAUCCCAGAGAGAAUCCCACUUCCGCCACCGGUGCAGAGUGGAUCAUCAUUCUACAAUUCCCGGAUAGCGAGUUUUGAACCGAGUGUACCUACUUAUCCAAUUAACACUGGUGCAGACGAUAGCCAGCUAUGUCCGAUAUGUCUGAGCAACCCGAAAAACAUGGCGUUUGGUUGUGGGCAUCAGACUUGUUGUGAAUGCGGACCAGAUCUUAAAGUGUGUCCGAUUUGUCGUGCGCCGAUCCAGACCAGAAUUAAGCUCUACUAACAACAAGACACCAUUAUACCAUAGACAGUCCAGACCCAUUUCUCUCCCAGAGACUUGAGAUCUUUCUGUAAAAAGAAUUGAAAAAGUGUUCUUUUGUUCUUUGAUUAAAUUCCCAAAACUUUGUUUUGUUCUUAAAAUUUCUUUUGACUUUCUUUUAAGUUACUUUGAUUCGAUUGUAAGAAUUAUGUAUCUAUAAUCUAUCUAUCUCUAUGUGGGCAUUCUUGAAAAUUUCAA